This is a messenger RNA of Pichia membranifaciens NRRL Y-2026, 285 nucleotides long. RefSeq lists its product as hypothetical. The record is from RefSeq and is a predicted model, not a curated record. Gene Ontology annotation, molecular function: RNA binding. The transcript has a single exon. Lineage: Eukaryota; Fungi; Ascomycota; Pichiomycetes; Pichiales; Pichiaceae. Gene Ontology annotation, cellular component: U2 snRNP; U5 snRNP; pICln-Sm protein complex. Gene Ontology annotation, biological process: RNA processing; spliceosomal snRNP assembly. Bases 1 to 285 code for a protein of 94 amino acids.
AUGGGUAUCAGUGUGCCGAUUAAGCUUCUCAACGAAGCGCAAGGACAUAUAAUAUCUCUGGAACUCAACAAUGGAAUUUCCUACAGAGGUAAACUUAUUGAGGCAGAGGAUAAUAUGAAUGUGCAAUUGAAAGAUGUUGUUGUUAUCGGGAAAGAUGGCUCUACGCAAAAGGCAUCCCAGGUGUACAUCAGAGGAUCCCAGAUCCAGUUUUUUUCCCUCCCAGAAAUACUUGUACAUGCUCCUAUGUUUGAAACUUCCAAAGGCCAGGUUUCGAAGAAAAAUUAG